Drechmeria coniospora is the source of this 2331-nucleotide messenger RNA. Its product is annotated as putative DNA directed DNA polymerase II chain B. Gene Ontology annotation, molecular function: DNA binding. The transcript has 2 exons. The record is from RefSeq and is a predicted model, not a curated record. Gene Ontology annotation, cellular component: epsilon DNA polymerase complex. Bases 1 to 2331 code for a protein of 776 amino acids. Lineage: Eukaryota; Fungi; Ascomycota; Sordariomycetes; Hypocreales; Ophiocordycipitaceae. Gene Ontology annotation, biological process: DNA-templated DNA replication; error-prone translesion synthesis.
AUGGACAGGACGCCCGUCCCCCUCUUUCGAAGGCAGAGGAAUUCGAAUCCCGUUCCCUCGUCGGCGAUUCCGUCCUCCUCUCCGGCCUUUGGCACGCCGGUCCAUCCGCUCAAGCCAUUCAGCGUGAAUGCCCCCAAGGCGGCCAUCCUUCCCAUCAUACUUCCUCCCGCAACCCUGCGUCCUCUCGCGUUCCGUACCUUUACCAAGAAGCACUCCCUCACACUCUCCUCCUCGGCCCUGCAGGAGCUCGCCACCUUUGUUGGUCGACACUGCGGCUCGGCAUGGCGCGAGGAAGGCUUGGCCGAGCGGGUGCUGGAGGAGGUGGCGAGGAGUUGGAAGAACCGAAACGGAGGCGUCAUCGUCGACGGCUCCAGCAAGGCCCUCCACGAAAUCCUCAAGACGUUGGAGGGCAACAUGAGCGGCGGCAAGCUUGUCGGUCCCACGAGGGGCCUGCCGCGCGGGGACAGCAUGCUGGAUGUCCGCGACGGAGAUUCCUUGAACACGAGGCUCGGCCUGAGGCCGACAACCCUGUCGAGGGAGGACAGCAGCGCCAGCUUCGGCGUAUCCGCCCUCGGCGUCCAGGAAGCAGCUGCCGACGACGACGACGACGACGACACCAACGAUCCGAGGGCCUGGCUGAAUGUCGUUGAUGCGUACGAGCAGCCGCGGCUUGUCUACAAUGUCGGCAAGAAGCAUUUCGAGAGGGAAACGACAAAACCGUCGCUGCUGCCGCCGGCAUCACACAAGACGACGAUAUUCCGCAACCGCUAUCAUGUCAUCCACCAACGCCUCCUCCGAAACGAAGCCUUCCAAACUUCCUCCGUCUCCUCCUCUCGCCAACGCACGAUGCAGCACUCCCUCUCGAGCCAGCAGUCUCUCAAAAUCACGCCGAUAGCAAACAUGCUUGGCUGCCAUGGCAGCUCCCACAUGCUGCUCGGGCUCCUCGUCAUUCUUCCCACGGGCGAACUCGCCAUUAGCGACAUGACGGGAGCGAUUGCUCUCGAUCUCAAGCAAGCCGUCGUCAUACCCCAGGAUUCGGCCUGGUUCUGCCCGGGCAUGAUUGUGCUCGUCGACGGUGUCUACGAGGAGGAGGAGGAGUCCGUCGGCAAGGGACUGAGCGGCAGCAGCGGUGUCGGAGGCACCCUCGGCGGCCGCUUCCAGGGCUUCUUUAUCGGUCAGCCCCCGUGCGAAAAGCGAAAGGCGACGCUGGGCAUCAGCGGCCCGGAUGGAGGACAGGACCAUACCAUUGGCGGAGGCUUCGGCUGGAUUGACUUCCUCGGCCUUGGUAGCGAGCGAGCCGUCGGAGCCAAGAUGCGAAGGCUCGAGCGCCGUCUGCUCCCACCGCCUCCUGAGGACACGCCAGGACGCAACCGAGUCGUGAUCCUUGGCGAGCUCAACCUGGACCAACCUCGCGCGCUGCGUGCUUUGCGCAAGAUUCUCGCACACUACGCCGCCGAACCCGAGGCCUGCUCCCCCGUGAGCUUCGUCUUGACCGGCAACUUUACCCAGCAGGCCGUCAUGGCCCGGGGUGGCAGCGGUGGAAGCAUCGAGUACAAGGAAUAUUUUGACGCCCUCGCAUCCGUGCUCUCCGACUACCCUACCCUCCUGCGUACCUCGACCUUUGUCUUCGUGCCCGGCGACAACGACGGAUGGGUGUCCGCCUUUUCCGCCGGCGCCUCGCCCCCUCUGCCCCGGAAGCCCGUUCCGGACAUGUUCACCUCCCGCAUCCGCCGCGCCUUCGCAACGGCCAACGCCGAGCCGGGUCACCACGGCCUGCACGGGAACGCCGUCUGGACGUCGAACCCCGCGCGUCUCUCGCUCUUCGGCCCCAACCACGAGCUCGUCCUCUUCCGAGAUGACAUCUCCGCUCGUCUGCGCCGCACCUCUGUCGCCCUCCAGCGCCAGGCCACCGCCUCGAAGGAUGCGGGAGCCUUGGACGAUGCCGCCGCACCCGCGCCCGCAGCCACUGAGUCGCAGCCAAACGCCGACGCCAUGGAACUCGACGACAACGCCGUCGCCCCGUCGUCCUUGACCGAGGACGUCCGCGUAGCGCAGAAACUCGUCAAGUCGGUCCUCGACCAGGGCUACCUCGCUCCCUUUCGGCAUGCCAUCCGCCCUGUCCACUGGGACUACGCCUCGGCGCUGCAUCUGUACCCGCUGCCCUCGGCCAUGGUCCUUGUCGACACGACGGCGCCGCCCUUUUGUCUCACCUACGAGGGCUGCCAUGUCAUGAACCCGGCGAGCGUGCUCGUGCCCGGGAAAAGGGGCGUCGGCAGGUGGGUUGAGUACGAGGUCGGCCGGCUGGGCACCUUGAAGGAGUGCACCUUUUAG